Molecule: messenger RNA, 1581 nt
Organism: Thamnophis elegans (Western terrestrial garter snake)
Lineage: Eukaryota; Metazoa; Chordata; Lepidosauria; Squamata; Natricidae
Gene: INCA1
Product: inhibitor of CDK, cyclin A1 interacting protein 1
Exons: 6
Coding region: 194-892 (232 amino acids)
Biological process (GO): negative regulation of cyclin-dependent protein serine/threonine kinase activity; negative regulation of cell population proliferation
Cellular component (GO): cytoplasm
Molecular function (GO): cyclin binding; cyclin-dependent protein serine/threonine kinase inhibitor activity
Source: RefSeq, a predicted model, not a curated record
GCAGCGCCCCCUGCCGGCCGCCGCAGGAGCGCCUCGGUCUGUAGCUCCCAGGGUGCCCCGCGGCAGCCGCGCACGGCAUUCUGGGGCCGGUAGUCCACUGGGAGCUCCUGUCAGGGGCGCGCCUGGGCCUCCCCGGAUCUCCGAGGCGGCCUUCCCCGGGCCUCUCUCUCUCUCUCUCUCCUGGGCCGGGAAGAUGGAGGGCGGGGGCCGGGCGGAGGAAGGCGGCGGGGCCGCGCUGGGGCCCUUCGUGAAGCAGUCCAAGAUGGUCAGCAGAGACCGGCCGGAAGUGAACCCCUCCUGCGACGCCCAUGGCACGCCCGACUUUUGGGACAGGCUUGUUCAGCAGCCGAGUUACCUCUGGAUGGAAGACUACCAGGAGGCCCCUCCCCGGCUGACGUCCGGCUGUGCAGCCCAGCGGCCUGCAGGAGAGGAGGGGGGCCCUUGGCCCUGGGAGGCAGCCCCUACUCCGCAGAGCCUCCCGGCCCCCAAGGACCUGUGCCGGAGGAAGAGGAAGGGGCUGAAGCAGAAGGGCCUCCGACGGGGCCUCUCCGUCUUGUACCACCUGGAGGAGGUGAAGAGGCGCCAAAGCAACAUCGACAAGCAGAAAGCGGCCCAGGAGAUGGGGGCCCUGCCCCAGCUCUGCCUCCAAAGGAACGGGACGGCCGGGGACCUGCCUGCACCCCUGCGGAGCCCCGCCCGGACGCCGGAGCCCUACGCCAGGCCCUUCCUGGGCAGAGGCACCAGUGCCCAGCUCCUCCUCCACCCGCAGUGGAACCCCAACCUGAGGGAGCCCCUGAGGUUCCCCGAAGAAAGCCCCCUGGCCUUCUACGCGGUGGCCGCCCACCACCGCUCUCCCCGCGGAGGAAGCGCUCAGCUGUGGCCGGAGGAAUGACCGUGGCCGGGCGGACGGCGGGGGUCAGCCUUGCCCAGUCGGGUUGCCUCCAGGGGUGGAGGGGUGAGGUGUUGUGUUGGCCAGGGUGGGUGUGGGUGUGUGAGCGUGGCCUGUGCCAAAAGGGGUUCAGGGGUCCCUCUGUGUGUGUGUGUCUUCCCGGGAGCCCCCAUGUGUCUCCUCUCCCCCCAAGGCCAGCCCUUCUCUCCUCCAUCCGUGCUUGGCCUCGCUGUUCGGGGAGGGGGGGGCCUUUUAUUUCCCUUUUGCAAUUCUGCCAAUAUCCCCCCCUCCCGACUGGCAGGCCAAAGAGCACCCCUUUCUCCUCCUCCUCCUCCUCUGGGCUGCCAAUAAGCCUCCCACCACCGUGGGCAGAGGAAAGGAAGCGAAUACCAGGGGAAACUGAGGAGGGUUUCCAUAGUAAUCCUGGCUCUGGCGAAGGCCGCCUUCUCUCUCCCUUGGCUCUCCUCCUCCUCCUCCACCUGCGUGUAACGUAGGAGUAAGCUCCUCCGAGGAGCUCAGCGAGAAAGAGGAGCCCCUGCCAGCCUCCUCCUUGUCAAUGGAGUGGCCGUGUUUCCUUUCCUGCACCCCAAAACCUCCAGGGAGACGGCUCUCCCCAGACCUCUGUCCACCUAGCUGGCCCGGGUGCCCCCCCCUCCCCUUUGCUCCCUGCCCUCGGGCCUCUUCCACGCCCU